Coniophora puteana RWD-64-598 SS2 is the source of this 1624-nucleotide messenger RNA. RefSeq names its product cytochrome P450. Bases 1 to 1488 code for a protein of 495 amino acids. Gene Ontology annotation, molecular function: oxidoreductase activity, acting on paired donors, with incorporation or reduction of molecular oxygen; monooxygenase activity; iron ion binding. NCBI's taxonomy places the organism in Eukaryota, Fungi, Basidiomycota, Agaricomycetes, Boletales, Coniophoraceae. The transcript has 10 exons. The record is from RefSeq and is a predicted model, not a curated record.
AUGACAGACUUCUACACACAAGGACCCGCCAUCGUGGGCGUGUCGCUCGUCCUGGGUGUAUGCGCGUAUCAACUUAUCUCCCGAGACAAAGCCCCCAGGAACUCGCAGCCGCCUGGUCCAAGGGGCCUCCCUUUCAUUGGUAGUGCCUUGGAUGUUAAUCCUGCCGAUCCCAGCUCGACGUUCGUCGAAUGGGAACGGAAAUACGGCGAGCUCAUCCGCUGCCGUCACUUUGGGAGAGAUCUGUUCAUCAUCAAUUCCGAGCGCAUCGCGCAAGACCUGUUUGAGCGCCGUUCGCGCAUAUACUCGGAUAGAGCGGGAUUCUCGGCGCUUGAGCCGUACGGCGUCCUGUUCAACGUGGGCAUGGUGCAAUACGGCGAUACCUGGCGCAUGCACAGGAAGCUGAUGAAUGGGCUCAUGCGGCGGGCCGCUAUCCCGAACCACCACGAUUCAAUGACCAACGGUGCUCGCAUUUUAGUUUCUAGAUUGAAGUACUCUCCUGAGAGGCACCUAGAACACUAUGACGGGUACGCCGCGAGUAGCAUUAUGCACAUCGUGUACGGCCACGACCUCGAGAAAGACCAGGAGGAGAUCGUCCAGGUGUUGUCUCAAACUGCCAGCUGCUUCGUCGAGAAAACGUCGGACGCAUUUGUGGCUCUCGUGAACAUGUUCCCCCUACUCAAGUACGUACCGGCGUGGUUUCCCGGCGGGGCCAAGUUCAACGCUGCAAAAUCAAGAGAAACGAUAAGCUCUCUUGUGUCAACGCUUUAUGGAAUGCUCCUGCGACAAGCUCCUGAGGCACGUUCAUCUUAUCAUGUGUGCGCUGCAAUAUUUGUAGGUAAGGUUGAGACUCGUUCCCCGACGUAUGUUAAUGCUGAUAUCGCUGUGCCGCUUGCAGGAGGAUUGGAGACCACCUCAUCGAUGCUCUCAAUAUUUGUUAUGGCAAUGAUGCUGUUCCCGGAAGCACAAAAACGCGCACAAGCGGAGAUCGACAGAGUCUUAAAGGGGAGGCCUCCCACAUUUGAGGAUCGCUCAUCAUUACCUUAUGUUGAAGCUGUCAUGCGGGAAGUGAUGCGAUGGGGUCCCGUUGUCCCUCUAGGUGUACCGCACUGCGCGCUGGAAGAUGACGUUUACGAAGGCUACUUCAUUCCGCAAGGAACAGUCUUGAUUGCUCACGCUGGGAGCAUGCUGCGCAACUCAGUGCGCUAUCCCAACCCAGAAAAGUUCUAUCCAGAGCGGUUCCUCAACGAAGAUGGGUCACUCAACAACGAGGACAUGGGCUAUGUGUUUGGUUUCGGACGGCGAAUCUGCCCAGGUAGAUACCUAGCCGAUGCCUCAGUUUGGAUCGCUAUGGUCUCGAUACUCGCAGAGCUGGAUAUCAAACCCGCCGUGGAUGAUGAUGGGAAUGAACUCGUCUUCAAGCCCGAGUGGAUUCACGCCCUUACGUCACGACCCAAGCCGUUCCCUUGCUGUAUUUUUCCUCGCAUAUAGCCCUCGUGCAUUGGAAGUAGAACGUAGUUUGAGCAGUGAUGCACAAAAGGGAAAUAGCCUUAAGUGCACCUGCAACCUUUCUGUGAUGUUAACGAGACUCUAUGUUAUGAAAAUUGUCAAAUAAUUCGCAAUUUAU